UUUCCCUUUCCUCGGCUGCAUUUCCAAUUUUUUCUGUUUCUCUGAAUUCUUUUAUAAAGUGAAAGCCACCAUAGCCCAGUGAUUAGAGAGCUUUGGACAAACAAACUGACAAGGAGAAAGUUAGAGUAGAAGGGAAAGUGGGAAUCAAGGGGGUCCCCAAGCCUACAAAACAUCAAAGAUCUGGAAAUUGUGACGUGGAAAAGAGGUGAUACUCCACCUCCAACAUGGCCGGUGAUCAUUUGAUGCUAGCCCCAAUCUGCCUGAUUGAAAACAAUAAUGGGCAAUUCAUGGUGAACCAGGAAGCACUGCAGGUGCUUAGGACAUUUACCCAGCCCUUAGUGGUGGUGGCCAUUGUGGGACUCUAUCGCACUGGAAAAUCCUACCUGAUGAACAAACUGGCAGGGCGGAGAACUGGCUUCUCCCUUGGAUCCACCGUGCAGUCUCACACCAAGGGCAUCUGGAUGUGGUGUGUUCCUCACCCCACAAAGCCGAAUCACACCCUCGUUCUCCUGGACACCGAGGGCCUGGGUGAUGUGGAGAAGGGAGACAACAAGAACGACACGUGGAUCUUUGCCCUGGCUGUGCUAGUGAGCAGCACCUUUGUCUACAACAGCAUGGGCACCAUCAACCAGCAGGCCAUGGAAGACAUUUAUUAUGUAACAGAACUGACAGAUAAAAUCAAGGCAAAGUCCUCCUCCAGAACUGAGCAGAUGGAUGACUCCAUGGAACUUGUGAGCCUCUUUCCAGACUUCGUGUGGACUGUGCGUGACUUCAUCUUGGAGCUGGAAAUCGAUGGGCAGCCCACCACCCCUGAUCAGUACCUGGAGAAUGCCCUGAAACCAAAGAAAGGUACCAGUGAAGAAGCUGGAAUGUGUAUCCAGAAGUUCUUUCAAAACAGGAAAUGCUUCAUCUUUGUGCCACCUGCUUCUAAAAAGAAGCUCCUAGAGAUUGAGCAACUUCAUGAUGAUGAACUUGAUGCAGACUUUGUGGAAAGUGCUGAAAACUUCAGCAAUCAUAUCUACAAUAAAGCAAAGACCAAGAUUCUCCCCGGAGGUGCCAUGGUCAAUGGGCCACGCCUAGGAAACCUGAUUGAGAACUAUGUGGAGGCCAUCACCAGUGGAGAUAUCCCCUGUAUGGAGAAUGCGGUCUUGGCUCUGGCUGAGCUAGAGAAUUCAGCUGCAGUUCAAAAGGCCUUUGCAGUGUAUGAAAAGAUGAUGAGACAGGGGAUCCAGUUCCCCACAGAAACCAUUCAAGAACUGCUCUGUUUACAUGACAUCUGUGAGAGGGAAGCCAUUAAUGUCUUCAUCAAGGACUCUUUCAAGGAUGUGGACCAGAAAUUCCAAAAAGCACUAGAGAACCAGCUGAAAGCCAAGCUAGAUGAGUUUUGUAAACAAAAUGAAAGAGAGUCCCAAGAUCGCUGCACAGCUUUGCUUCAGGAUAUUUUCAGGCCUCUGGAGGAAGCAGUGAAGCAGAAUGCCUUCUCCAAACCAGGGGGCUAUAACAUCUACCUUCAGCAGAUGCGAGAGCUCCAAGAGAAGUACAACCAGCAGCCCAAGAAGGGGAUCCAGGCAAACAAGACUCUGGAAGAAUACUUAAAGUCAAAGGAAACUGUAGCUGAUGCAAUUAAGCAGGCGGACCAAAGGCUUACUGAAAAAGAAAAUCAGAGGAGAGAGCAGGAGAGGCAAGCACAAGCUGCAGCAGAGGCUGCAAGAAAGAUGGAAAUGGAGCUAAGGAGGCAGGAGCAGAUCAACCAGGAAAUCCAAAGGAGACAAGAAGAAGAACGAAGACAAAUGUUUGAACGUAUGGAAGCCGCAAAGAGAAGAUUGUUGGAAGAACAAGAGAGAGAGAGGACUAGGAAACUAGAGGAAGAAGCACGAAAAAUCCAGGAAGAGCAUAAUAGGGCAAUGGCUGAACAGUUACAACGGCUCCAAGAAUUGCAGCGCCAAUGUCAUAGACAUAGAUCGGGUGACUGUACGAUAUCGUGAAGAUAAUGAACUUCAUCAUCUCUAUAUUUACAGCCUUGUGUGGAUCCAGAUGGAAAGAAUCAGUCACUCUGCAACAAUCUCUCCUCUUCCUCAGACUCUUCCUCCUCCAGUAGGAGUUAGUUCUAUUUAGCCAGUUAGCAUCUUUUUCAUCACACUCAUUUCUAGCUCAGAAACCAAUCAAAAAGGUCUCCCUUUUCCUACAUUAAGUGGAGAGGAAGCAUCUUUGAUUUUCCAUCAUGAACUGAUUAUUAAUGGUUAUCUCAAACAGGAUGUCCCAAAGACAUCUUAAAUUCAACCUGUCUAAAACCAAAUUCAUUAUCUUCCCCAAUAAAUCCUGCCUCUUCUAAACUUUCCUAUUACUAUUGAGGCUGCCACCAUUCUGCCAGUUACUCAGGAUCAAACACAGGUGUCAUCCUGGACUCUUCACUCUCACUAACUCCAAUAUCUAAUUUGUUGUUAAGGCUUGUUGAUUUUACCUUCAUAAUAACUCUCCUGUAUAAGUCCUACUUUCCAUGCACACAGCCACCAGUCUGGUGCAGGACCUCAUUACCUCUUAUCUGUAUGAUUCAAUAGCCUGGUGAUUCAAGUCUCUCCUCUCCGGUUCAUUUUCCUUUCAGUUACUAAACCAAACUUCUAGAAGUCUAAUCUGACCAUGUCAUUCUCCUAUUCAACAAACUCCAGAGGCUGCCAGUUGUCUCUAGUAUCAAAUAUAAAAUCCUCUCACUUUUAAAGACCUUGAUUAUCUGUUCCCUUUCCAUUUUUCCAGUCAGCUCCUCUCUACAUACAGCAACACUCACCUUGUUGGUCUCCCUGUGUACCAUUAUACCUUCUAACUCCUCCAUACCCUUUUCACAGGUUUUUUCCCUUUGUUUGGAAUAUUUUCCUCUCUUUGUCUCCCACCUAGGGUUUUCUCUCUGAGAUUAACUCUUCUUUUUCUUGAUCUAUUUUGGAAUUAUAUUAUUGUUUAAUAGUAAGCAGCAGUUUUUUGCAUUUCCUUGAAUUCCUAUUACUUAGCACAGUGUCUGGCAUAUACUAGGGGCUUAAGAAGAGCUUAUUGAAUAACUAAAGGACUACAAUGCUACAAAAUAGAGAGUACAACCCUCCACUAUGUUCUCCAAGUAUCUUUAUUUGGAGGUAUGAUUGGAAAAAAAACAGGCUGUUAUCAGACAGUCCUCUCCCACGAUAAUAAAACUGUUGAUAUUCUGUC
Sarcophilus harrisii (Tasmanian devil) is the source of this 3192-nucleotide messenger RNA. Its product is annotated as guanylate-binding protein 1-like. Lineage: Eukaryota; Metazoa; Chordata; Mammalia; Dasyuromorphia; Dasyuridae. The record is from RefSeq and is a predicted model, not a curated record. Gene Ontology annotation, molecular function: GTP binding; GTPase activity. The transcript is spliced from 11 exons. Bases 225 to 1985 code for a protein of 586 amino acids.